Rotaria sordida is the source of this 656-nucleotide messenger RNA. The record is from the annotation of a GenBank genome assembly. NCBI's taxonomy places the organism in Eukaryota, Metazoa, Rotifera, Eurotatoria, Philodinida, Philodinidae.
AUGAGUCUUUGGCAGCUCUUCUUGUGGAUUUCCUUAUGUUCAAUUGGUAUUCUUCAUGGGUUAUCAAUUGAAGCUUUAGGAAGUUCAUCUAUGUUCUACAGAGAAUCUGAUAUUCAUCCCCGUUUUGCACGUCAACUACAGGAAGACCUUCGCUGUUUAUGCCCGUGUGCAUGUACAACAACAACAACAACAUCCAGUAAGCAACAACUACUUCAGACACAACAACGACUACAUCAACUAGCUCUACUACAAGUACCACUUCUACUAGCACUUCAACUACAACCACAACCACAUCAACUACAUCAACAUCAACUAGUUCUACUUCAAGCAUCACUUCCACUAGUACUUCAACUAGUAGCACAAGCACAUCAACUACCAGCACAACUACCUCGACUUCAACUUCAACAACUAGCAGUUCCACAACAAGCACAUCAACUUCAACAACAUCGACAAUCACUACCACGACGUCAACUACAUCAACGUCAACUGGUUCUACUUCAAGUACCACUUCUACUAGCACUUCAACUAGUAGUACAACUACAUCAACUACCAGCACAACUACCUCGACUUCAACUACAACUACAUCAACUUCAACAAGCAGCAGUUCCAGCACAAGUACAUCAACUUCAACGACAUCCAGUAGUUCUACUUCAACU